GGGGAAAACCAAAUAGACAGUUAGACUGACAGGUAGAAAGAGAGGGGGGGGGGAAUCUAAACUGAUAGAUAGAUAAUCAGAAAUAUAAAAAAUCGUAAUCUCGAUAUUCUCUUACAUAAUAAACACACUAAGAGAACACAGCCACCACCCACCUCAACAGCACUAACAACUAGCAACAACACCAAUCAUCAGCACGGGAUCUAAGUGAAAGUUUUUUUUUCAUUAUUUUGCCAGCUCUGGUAUCACUAACGUGACGAACGACAGUCUGCCAUCAACCGGUAAUACAGCACAGCAUGUCGGUGUGGUUUACUCGUGUUAUUCGGAAUCCCCUGUUAAGUUAUCGCUUUCUCAGUGGAUUCAAGAAUGUACGCCAGUAUUCUCCAGCAGCAAAAAUCACAACACAUUACACAAUCCAUCCAAGAAAAGAUGAUGAGCGAUGGAAAGAUAUCGAUAUGGAAAGAUAUGCUGAUGAAACAGAUGUCCUUAUUGUUGGUGGAGGGCCUGCAGGCUUAUCUGCAGCUUGUCGUCUCAAACAGCUUGCAGCUGAAAAAGAAAUUGAACUACGAGUAACACUAGUUGAAAAAGCUGCUGAAAUUGGCGGACACACUUUAUCUGGCGCUUGCUUAGAACCAAGAGCUUUAGAUGAGCUCUUUCCAAAUUGGAGUGAUAUGGAGGCUCCACUGCUUACUCCUGUGACUGAAGACAAGUUUGCUUUCCUGACAGAGAAAGGAAGAAUUCCAAUUCCUAUUUUACCUGGAAUGCCAAUGAGAAAUCAUGGUAAUUACAUAGUCAGACUUGGAAAUUUUGUUCGGUGGCUAGGAGAACAAGCUGAAUCAUUGGGUGUAGAUGUUUACCCAGGAACAGCAGCUUCAGAGAUCCUAUUCAAUGAAGAUAACAGUGUAAAAGGCAUUGCUACCAAUGAUGUUGGAAUCCAUAAAGAUGGCUCACCAAAAGAAUCAUUUGAAAGAGGAAUGGAAUUACAUGCCAAGAUGACUAUAUUCUGUGAGGGUUGUCAUGGACAUUUAGCUAAACAGUUGUACAAGAAGUUUGAUCUGCGGAAGGAUUGUGAACCACAGACUUAUGCCAUCGGUUUCAAGGAACUCUGGGAAGUUAAUGAAGCAAACCACAAACCUGGGAAAAUAGAACACUCAGUUGGAUGGCCUCUUGAUAUGCACACCUAUGGGGGAUCAUUUUUAUACCAUCUUGGUGAAGGAGAACCACUUGUUGCUAUUGGAUUUGUGGUAGCUUUGGACUAUCAGAACUACUUAAAUCCUUUUAAAGAAUUCCAAAGAUUCAAGACUCACCCUAGCAUCAAGAGUUUAUUGCAAGGAGGAAAUAGAAUAGCGUAUGGUGCCAGAGCUUUAAAUGAAGGUGGCCUUCAGAGCAUACCCAAACUUACAUUCCCUGGUGGCUGCCUCGCAGGUUGUAGCCCUGGAUUUAUGAAUGUACCAAAAAUUAAGGGUAGCCAUAAUGCCAUGAAGACAGGGAUGCUGGCUGCUGAAGCUGUCUUCGACAUCAUUGCAGAGGAUCCAGAUUCUGCAUCAGGAAAAGAACCAGUAGAAUAUGAAACCACUUACCGAAACAGUUGGGUUUACAAAGAACUGAAAACCAUUCGCAAUGUCCGACCCUCAUUUCACUCCAGGCUUGGACUGUUUGGGGGUCUAAUGUACACAGGAGUAUUUACUUGGAUCUUUCAAGGAAAAGAACCAUGGACACUCUCACACAAUGGUCCUGAUUAUAAAAAGUUAAAACCAGCUACUGAAUGCAAAGUUAUAGAAUAUCCUAAACCCGACAAUGAAAUUUCUUUUGAUCUCCUAAGUUCUGUUGCUCUAACUGGAACUAACCACGACCAUGACCAACCUGCCCACCUCACUCUGCUGAAUGACAAUGUCCCAGUUAACCAAAAUCUUCAAAACUUUGAUGGACCUGAACAACGAUUCUGCCCUGCAGGUGUCUAUGAAUAUGUUCCUACAGAAGAUGGUGACAGUAUGCGACUGCAGAUCAAUGCACAGAAUUGUAUCCACUGCAAAACCUGUGAUAUAAAGGAUCCAAGCCAGAAUAUAAACUGGGUGUGUCCUCAAGGGGGAGAAGGCCCUGCUUACAACGGAAUGUAACAGUAAAUUCACUUCUUGAGCUGUAGGCAUUUCUUAAUUUUGUGUUUAUAAUUAACAUAUUUAAUUUUAAUAAAUCACUUUUUGUUAAAAUAGUUGUUGAAAGUUUGUUGAAAUGUCAAAAUUGAUACAGAUAAAAUUUGAGACAUUACAAAUCAGUUGUUAUACAUUAAAAGAAAAACUUUUCUAAUUUGUAAAUUAAGUCUUCUGCCAAAAGUAUUAGUUUUCAAGUUUUUAUGAUUGAGUGUGCCUUGAAUAGUCCUUUAACAUAAAGGGAAUAACUCAGUGCUUUUUUGAAUUUCAGUCAAAAUAAAGUAAAAGUCGUAAGUUUACUUUAUUAAGCAGGGCCCUUUUAAUCAUGUCUAAGCCCUCUUUUAGCUAUUAAGGUGCUUUCUUUAGACAAUGCACUAUGUCUUUGAGGCUUUUUUAAUCUAUGUUAUAUUUUCCUGAAGAAAGUUUCAAAAUUGUUUGUGCUAAAGGGACAACUCUAAUGCCAUCUUUAUGUAGUAUAGCAAAAUCAGGUUGAGGGUAUUCAUUCCUCUCCAAGCUAUGCUCAUAGGAAAGAGUUAAGCAUCUAGACUAACAAAUGUGAAUAUACUUCUAAGUAGAUUAUAAUUGAAAACAAACACUAAAUAUUAUUGGGUUAGUGUUAUAAGUGCUGCGACUGAUGCAUUUUAGUGGUCAACUGUACCCACUCUUUACAAUCAUUUUGAGCAUUAAGUACAUGUCUGUAGCACAAUUUGAUGUUGAUUAAUGUAAUUAGGGCAUAGGAUUUCUCCAGUUAGUGGAAGAAUCAUCAAUCUUUCUGGUUACAUUUCUCAAUUUAAAUUAUUUAUUAAUAACAGCAUGUAUUCAUACCCCUUUUGGAAUCAUUUGAUUUUAGCAGGUGGAAUUGUCCAAAAGGAAAAUCAAAAUGUCAUAGUUCUUUUAUUUCUUCACCUCAUCAAAGCACUGAUUAGAUAUGUUUCUUCCAAUGCAAUAAACAAGCUGACUGCAUUAACAGUAGGUAUGAGGAAUUUGUGCUGCACAAAAUCUCUUACAUUUUCGUUGUAUAUUUUAAAUUAGACUACUGCUUCAUAACACACUCAUCAAAGUCAUACAAUGUUAUAUAGUCACUGGGGUUUUAUUUAUAAAGUCACUUCUUUUAUAUUAUAUAUUUACAAUAAGCAAAACUAAUACAGUGUAAGUAAG
Molecule: messenger RNA, 3302 nt
Organism: Octopus sinensis (East Asian common octopus)
Lineage: Eukaryota; Metazoa; Mollusca; Cephalopoda; Octopoda; Octopodidae
Product: electron transfer flavoprotein-ubiquinone oxidoreductase, mitochondrial-like
Biological process (GO): electron transport chain
Cellular component (GO): mitochondrial inner membrane
Molecular function (GO): iron-sulfur cluster binding; electron-transferring-flavoprotein dehydrogenase activity
Source: RefSeq, a predicted model, not a curated record